This is a messenger RNA of Linum trigynum, 1613 nucleotides long. The record is from the annotation of a GenBank genome assembly. NCBI's taxonomy places the organism in Eukaryota, Viridiplantae, Streptophyta, Magnoliopsida, Malpighiales, Linaceae.
UUCUCUUUCCACUCAUAUCCAUUCUCCCGCCCAAACUCAAGCCGGGACCGUCAGCCCACCACGCCACUUGCUCGAAUCCGCCGCCGCCGCCACAUGCUGGGCUGGCUUCUACACGUUGGCCCACCUACAGCUCACUUAAGUGAGCCACCACCAAGCCACCUCUCCCCUCCGUUGGAUGAAACAUGGGCCUACGUGGCCCAAAAUCCUGCUCUGUUAGUAUCUGCUAACACUUUGAGCAGUUACAGAUUAACUUCAGCGGCAAUAGCUGCUUCCCCAGCCUCUAGUUGUAGAAAAUUGGCCCGCGAAAUCCUCACCGGAGGCAGCUCGAACAAGAAUUUCUCGAAAUAGACAGAUCCAAAUUCGUUCUUCUCGAUGAUAUCCUGAUUGAGAGCCAAUUCGACCUCUCUCAACUCAGUCCUGCUCAGAAAGUCAAGAACCACAUCAGGCGCCGCCAGAGCUUCCCCUCUGUAUUUCCAACUUCGUUUCCUCCUGGUACUGAUGAUUCUUGUGAUUCCGCCAUCAUCUCCUCCCCUCCCCUUUUCCUUUCCUUCCGUAUCGUUCUACCCCUCCCUCUCCUUCUACCUCCCUCCAAUUGAUUGCCAAAUAAAAUCGCAAAGGCCAGGGUUCCCCUGAACCUCAGUUGAAGCAAUUGCCCUCUUCUUCGGAAUUCCCCUAAUCUAGUCUCCAUCCUCAAUCACUGUCGCCAAAGCUCCGCGCAUCCGCCGAAAGGAAUGAUACUCAUCAUCCCUCUACAUGGCGUUGUCUAGAGCAGGGGAGGGCUCAUCCUAGGUUACUUCAUUCUUUGCGCUCUCUUCUACUUUCUUCAGUUGUACCUUAAGCGUCAUCGCUUGCCCAAUCCCCCCUCUUCCUCCUCGAACCCUCCAUCAUCGUCUGUUUCGUCGCCCUUUUGGUCGUCGUCGCUUGAGAGGAAAGAGCGAUCAACACUACUCCACAAUGUCUUCCUACAGGGGUCUAGAAACGAUGGAAACUGGAGAUGCUGGACCAAGCUUCUGUUGCAGUGAGUUUUAAAUUAAUUAGGGGAGAAGAUCUAGGUUUAGGGGUUUUGUUUGCAUAAAUGGGAGACAACAGUUAGGAAGGUUUGAGAUAAGAUUUGGGGUUUUCUGGCUUUGAAGUAGUUCUUCCGAGAACGAUGGCAUCGAUGGCUCUAGGUGGAUGGGAAGGGAUAGUGGGUUUCGAUUGUUGAAUUUGUGUUGGAUCUUCCAAAUUGGGAAUGAUUUUCGAGUACUGGUGAGAUCUACUACGACGGGAUUGGUAACAAAUCCAUAGAGUCAAACUCGUUAGGCUUCACGGCGAAUUGAAAGAGGUCGUCUUGGUGAUCAAAACUAGUAAUCGAAAACAGAGAUGACAGUGGACUUUCAGAGUCCUUGGCCUUAGGAAUGGCAAUGGGUCGGGUUGGGGCGGGUUUUGUCAAACCCAAACCCAAAUCCAUGGGUUUAUCCGCCAAAAAAACUCGGGGUAAAACCCGUUGGGUUUGAAAAACUCAAACCCAAUCCAACCCGCUGGGUAUCCGCGGGUUCAUGGGUACCCGUGGGUUUUUGUGGUAAAAAAAUUACAAUAACAAGUUUCUUUCAAAAUAAAAGUUUAACAUUAAU